UUGAAGGCAACGUAAAGAACCCGGAAGUAACGAGCAAAACCAAAACAAAUGCGUUCUGUUAACUCUGAGAUACACUUUUUAAUCGUUUUGUACGGAAAUACAUAAAAAAUAACAUGUCUUUUAAACGUGAAGGUGACGAUAGGAGCCAGCUAAACGUGCUAAAGAAACGACGGGUUGCAGACCUGUUGUCCAACUAUAUCCCAGAAGAUGAAGCGACUAUUAUGAGCAAUGGAAGAUACACGUGUCUUGUGUGUUCCUAUGGGCCAGUGUUUGAUACCGUUGACAUGCUGACAGUGCAUCGGAAUGGGAAAAGACAUUUAGAGGGUCUCAAGAGAUUUUACAAGAAGAAAGCAGAACUGAAAAAUGAGAUUGCUAAAAGAAAACAUGAGAACUACAUUCGGUCUGAAGAAAACUCUCAGGAAGAAUCCAGCUCGGCCCCUUUACUGGCUCAGACAAGAAAGCUCACCCAUCACGCCUUAUUGAGGACAGUCCCUUACAACAGCUGCCAUAGAAAAACAAGCACGACGUCAGAAAAACAAUCAGCUAGUAGCACAUCCAAUUUCAGUCACAACUCCAGACUCUGUGAAGUUAAACCUGCUACAACAUCAACAAAUUCUACUGCCACAACACAAACUGAUAAGGCGGUCAUCACUAAAGAAAUACACCUGGAAGAGUCUCCUCCAAUGUCAGAGCAGAGGAAAAAAGAACUGGAGCACUACCUCAAGUUGAAAAGUGCCGGCUGGAUCCAGGACAGGAGUGGACAGUGGCUCAAGGAUGACAAUGUGGAGUUUGAUUCAGAUGAAGAGGAGCCUCCAUCUUUGUCCACAUAGCAUUAUUGUCCUAAAGACUGUAUUUAUAUUUUUACAAGGACUAUUAGAAGUGUUAUAUACAGCCUAUGGUGCUUUCCUAUAAAAUGGGCAUAUUCAUUAAAGCAUUGGAUUUUUUUU
Molecule: messenger RNA, 947 nt
Organism: Boleophthalmus pectinirostris (great blue-spotted mudskipper)
Lineage: Eukaryota; Metazoa; Chordata; Actinopteri; Gobiiformes; Gobiidae
Gene: scnm1
Product: sodium channel modifier 1
Exons: 8
Coding region: 114-830 (238 amino acids)
Biological process (GO): RNA splicing
Cellular component (GO): nucleus
Source: RefSeq, a predicted model, not a curated record